AAGAGACUGAUUUAUUUGAGGUCUAGUCAAAGUUUGGAGAGAUGGGUUUGAUCAAAAGGUUUGAUGCUUAUUUGAUGACUGUGAUGUUAAUGAGUUUAGGGUUAUUUGCAAUUGGGUUUUCAAAUGGGUACAAGUUCUAUGUUGGUGGGAGAGAUGGUUGGGUCCUUACUCCAUCCGAGGACUAUUCUCAUUGGUCUUAUCGAAGCCGGUUUCAGGUCAAUGACACUCUUUAUUUUAAGUACCCUAAGGGGAAAGAUUCAGUGUUGGAGGUGAGUGAAGAAGAAUUCAACACAUGCAACACUACUCACCCAAUAACCUCCCUCACGGACGGAGACUCUCUCUAUGUUCUUAGCCGCUCAGGUCCGUUCUUUUUUGUCAGCGGCAACUCAGAAAAUUGUCUCAAAGGUCAGAAGCUACCCGUGAAGGUCAUGUCCGCCGCCCACCACAGCCACAGUCCUCGCCAGCCAUCUCCAUCGCCCUCACCGUCACCGACUCUGUCUCCAAGCCAUCAGGCUUUGUCAUCUCCAGCGCCUUCUCCGAGAGUGGUUCUUUCUGAAUCUGAAGCUCUUGCUCCGGCUCCAGGACCAGCGAAAGCUCACAAUUCGGCCGGUUUGGUGAGUCCUAGGGCGGUCUCUCUAGGAUUGGUUCUCGUGGUUAUUAUAAGUUUCGUGGUUUAGAGUUAUAAUGGCGAGGGUAAUAAAUCCUCCAUAAUUGAGUUUAAU
Brassica oleracea var. oleracea is the source of this 722-nucleotide messenger RNA. RefSeq names its product early nodulin-like protein 2. Gene Ontology annotation, molecular function: electron transfer activity. The transcript is spliced from 2 exons. Gene Ontology annotation, cellular component: plasma membrane. Bases 42 to 677 code for a protein of 211 amino acids. The record is from RefSeq and is a predicted model, not a curated record. NCBI's taxonomy places the organism in Eukaryota, Viridiplantae, Streptophyta, Magnoliopsida, Brassicales, Brassicaceae.